CUGAGUUAACGUUUGACCAGGCUGGAUGGGGCAGGAGUGAUCACACUACAGUCGAAGGAGUGAAACGGGAACUCUUAAGCAAGCCCUCUCAGAGUCUCAUCCCUGAAGCUCAUCAUGGCACAUCCCACAAUGCACCUGCUGCUACUCAGCCUCCUCAUCGCCACCGCUGCUGGGAAAGGCCUGGAGAAGGGACCACUGGAGAACAAGGUUCUAGACGUACCAGAGGGGACACCUGUACCCUACGCCCUCUACCGGUUCCAAGCGUCCCAGCCCGAGGUUGAUGGGUUCAGAUUGACAGGAGAGACUGAAGGAAAGAUCAGCAUCUCAGAGGACGGCUGGCUCUACCUGGAACAGACCCUGGACUGGGCCCACACACAGACACAUACUCUGGAGCUGGAGGCCUUAGUGGGUUCAGAACCAGUAGAAGGUCCAGUCAUCAUCACCAUCAAUGUGUUGGAUGUCAACAACCACGCCCCGUCCUUCAACCAGACUGACUACAUCGGCAUCGUCAAGGAACGUACCCCCGCAGGUGUUCCAUUUGCGCGUGUGUUUGCUACUGACCUGGAUGACCCAGAGUCUCCCAACGCCCAUCUGAGUUACACCCUGGUCUCCCAGAUCCCCAACAGAGACAACACCCUGUUCUUCCAGAUCAACAGCAACACAGGAGAGAUUUCUACUACUGCCGAGGGAGAGCGUCUGCUGAAGGCCAGAGAAAGUGUUAUUCAUUCCAGAGGAGGGAACUUCAGUGAUUCUCUGAAAAAGAGGUUUGAUGACUACUGCACCCCCACAGGGGACAUCCCUUAUGAACUCAACCCCUUCUACAGCUGUGUGCAGAGAGCAGAGUCUCGGAGGCUGAACCCUCUGGAAGACCCAGACUUCACGCUGAUUGUUCGUGUGGAGGACAUGGGCGGGGAGUCGGUGAACGCUCUCAACGGUAACGCGAGGGUUAAAAUUGUCGUGCAGGAGAACCUGUGGGUCAAUCCUGGACCGAUCAACCUCAGAGAACAGUUGAAAAGGAUAUACCCCAUGCCCAUCGGCAAGGUCCAGUCUAAUGAUCCCAGUGCCUUCUACAGGCUGGUACAGAAAGAACGGGAGCUGACGUUCCCCUUCAAUGUCACGGAGGAAGGAGACAUUCUGCUGACUGAGGAGCUGGACAGAGAGGACAAGGCCAUGUACAUCCUGGUGGUGUUUGCUGAGGAUAGCUAUGGUAACCAGGUAGACCCUCCCCUGGAAGUGCAGGUGGUGGUGGACGAUGUGAAUGAUAACGCUCCAAUCUGUGAGGAGGAACUCAGUGUGUUUGAAGUGCAGGAGAACGAACCCACAGGCAGCACAGUCGGACAUCUGAUGGUGCAUGAUGCUGAUGAUGACAACACACCCAACGCACUGCUCUCCUAUUCGUUGGUGACCCAAACCCCUUCCUCCGUCUUUACCAUCGAUGGCAUCAGCGGCCGCAUCCAGGCCAAGCAGAUGCUCCAACGCAGAGAUGCAACAGAGUACCACCUCACUGUCAGAGUAAACGACCCAGUUUUCAGCACAGAAUGUAAGGUCCUCAUCAAGGUUAUCGACAUCAACAAUGAGCUGCCCAUCUUCGAGAUGAAUGACUAUGGUAGUCACAACCUGUCUGAAGACACAGCUCUAGGCCACACCCUCCUGACAGUGAAAGCCACAGAUGCUGACGACCCUGGAACAGGAAGCUCCCACAUCGAGUUCCACAUAACCGCUGGCAACGAAGAUGGAGUUUUCGCCAUGGAGACAGACGACAAUGGGGAGGGCAGGCUUGUUGUUGCUAAGCCUCUGAACUAUGAGACUGCUUCCUCCUAUAAGCUACAGAUUGAUGCUCGUAACCCAGAGCCGCUGGUGAGCGGUCUCGAGUAUGGCGCUGAGUCGUCCGCCGUGGUCUCGGUGGAGAUCAGUGACGUUGAUGAGGCUCCAGUGUUUGACAUGGACAUUCUGGAUGUCACGGUGCCAGAGGACACCAAGGAGGGAGCUACGCUGCUCAAAAUAGAUGCCAAGGACCCAGAGGGAAAAGAGAUACUGUUCAAGAUGGAGGGAGACACUAAGGGUUGGUUGGAGAUUGAUCCUGCUACUGGAGAGAUAAAGAUAAAGAAUAAAGCUGUGCUGGACAGAGAGACGGUGGAGGCCUUCCACUUUACUGUUGUCGCCUUCGAGAAAGCCAAUCCAGAGCUGUCCUCAGAGCGCCAGGUGUCCGUUAGGCUGCUGGAUGUGAAUGACAAUGUCCCCAAGCUGACAGAGAACCAGGCCUUCAUCUGUGUGAAGAAGCCCCAGCCUAUAGUCCUGUCGGCCCUGGACGCGGACGCAGACCCCUUCGGAGCACCUUUCACAUUCAGUCUGGCCCAGGGCAAGAAGUCCCCCAACUGGGACCUAAGCGCUGUGGACGGGACGUCUGCUAAACUGACCCUGAAGAAAUCUCCCAGCGAGGACAAAACCUUCCUAAUCCCCAUCAACAUCAAAGACAACGCUGGCAUGGGCAUCACACAGAAGUUUGAGGUGCGAGUGUGUAACUGCACAGAGUUGGGAUACUGUUUCACCGAGCCGGGCGUUCAUGCAGGGGUGUUAGGAAUGCCCACCACCAUCGGAAUCCUGGCUGGAACUGUCGGAUUCAUCGCCCUGGUCCUGAUCAUCGCUUUCCAUCGUAUAAAGAAGGACAACCAGAAGAAAGCCUUGCUGGGAGAAACGGACGCCAUUCUCUAGAAACACAUGAGAUAGCAUGUGUUUGUUUAAUUGUUAUAUUUCUGAAGAACAGAUCUACUUUGAUUGGUUGUAUGCACGUUAUAAAUACUACCUGGUUUCGUCAUAAUCAUGCGCUCAUGCAGCUCAAUAACUUAUUAUAGUGAAUUUUGUCUGUAUUUAGAAUUUAGACGGUCCAUUCUCAGCUAGUGUGUCAUGACUGGCUGUGCACUGUGUGUGAUGGUUCAAACACUCCAUUUCAAGCUGCUUGCUGGAAUUUUGUAGUCUGUUGCUCAGAGACUUUAGUUCACCGUUUGCCCCUGACUGUUGUUUGUGGUUGAUACUGUCUUUAUACUGAUACUCCAUGAUGUUUUUUGAUGAGGCCUGAUAUUAGUGAAGAUGCUAGCUAGCUGAGGGUUAAAUUAGGACGGUUCCACCACUUUAGAAUGGGAGAAAGACUGCCUACAGUAAAGAGUAGAAACGACCAUGGAAAAACAACCGAUGUUGGAGACAGUUCCAACACCUAAACAUCCCUCAGUUUAACCCUUAAUGUUCACUGUUUGACAAGCCCAGUGUAAAUGAGUGCCUGGUGAAUGUCGGAGUGUGUACCAAGGUUAUUAUAGUUUUGUGAUUUUCUAUUCAAUUUUAUUUCUACUAGUUUUUCAAUUAAAAAAAUUAAUUCAGUAUAGUUUCCAUUCGGUUUUAGACUUGAUUUACUAGUUUUUAUUCUGUUUCAGUACGAUAAAAAACAUAUUUUGUUUUUAUAUUAUUCAGUUGUAGUUUCAGUUUCAGUUGUAGUUUCAGUUUUAGUUGUAGUUUCAGUUGUAGUUUCAGUUGUUGUUUCAGUGUCAGUUGUUGUUUCAGUGUCAGUUGUAGUUAUAGUUUCAGUUGUAGUUUCAGUUUCAUUUGUAGUUUCAGUUGUAUUUUUUGUGUGAAGGGACAGAAAGUAGCCUCAAGUGUCCUUAUGCUAGGGGCCAUGUAUGUGUUGUAGGACUAUAGCAGGGUACUCCAGUACUAUUUGAGAUGGUCCGCUCACACACAUUUCCUAGGUGGCAAAAGUCCUGAUGGAUAUUUUCAUUUAUCGGCGUAGUAACAAACCCCCACAUCACAAUCCAUUCCACACCAAACUGUUCAAACCGAUCACACCCUUCUUGUUGGUAGAGAGAAUCAUUUGUCAUUUUAAAGCUCAUUGUCGGCUAUUCUACAUAUUAUCCACGUCUUAUACGUGUUCACAUGAUACCGGGAGUCGAAUCCUCAGCCAAUCACAAAAUUAAAACAAUAGCUAUCUCCCCGUCUUUAUCCUGAAAUUCUUUGUGGGUGCUGUACAGAUGAACUUUGAGGUUGUGGGAUGCAGGGUGGUAGUGGGAUGUAGGGUGGGAUGCAGCAGUGGGAUGCAGGGUGGUAGUGGGAUACAGGGUGGGAUGCAGCAGUGGGAUGCAGGGUAGUAGUGGGAUGCAGGGUGGGAUGCAGCAGUGGGAUGCAGGGUAGUAGUGGGAUGCAGGGUAGUAGUGGGGUGCAGGGUGGUAGUGGGAUACAGGGUGGGAUGCAGCAGUGGGAUGCAGGGUAGUAGUGGGAUGCAGGGUAGUAGUGGGGUGCAGGGUGGUAGUGGGAUGCAGGGUGGGAUGCAGCAGUGAGAUGCAGGGUAGUAGUGGGAUGCAGGGUGGGAUGCAGCAGUGGGAUGCAGGGUAGUAGUGGGAUGCAGGGUGGGAUGCAGCAGUGGGAUGCAGGGUGGUAGUGGGAUGCAGGGUGGUAGUGGAAUGCAGGGUAGUAGUGGGAUGCAGGGUGGGAUGCAGCAGUGAGAUGCAGGGUAGUAGUGGGAUGCAGGGUGGGAUGCAGCAGUGGGAUGCAGGGUGGUAGUGGGAUGCAGGGUAGUAGUGGGAUGCAGGGUGGUAGUGGGAUACAGGGUGGGAUGCAGCAGUGGGAUGCAGGGUGGUAGUGGGAUGAAGGGUGGGAUGCAGCAGUGGGAUGCAGGGUGGUAGUGGGAUGCAGGGUGGAAGUGGGAUGCAGGGUGGGAUGCAGCAGGGUGGGAUGCAGGGUGGUAGUGGGAUGCAGGGUGAUAGUGGGAUGCAGGGUGGGAUGCAGGGUGGGAUGCAACAGUGGGAUGCAGGGUGGGAUGCAGGGUGGUAGUGGGAUGCAGGGUGAUAGUGGGAUGCAGGGUGGGAUGCAGGGUGAUAGUGGGAUGCAGGGUGGGAUGCAGGGUGGGAUGCAGCAGUGGGAUGCAGGGUGGGAUGCAGCAGUGGGAUGCAGGGUGUGGGAUGGUGCUGCCAGCCAGCAGCAUGCCACUCUAGAUCCCACUGCUGGCUUGCCUCUGAAACUAAGCCGGGUCGGGCCUGGUCGGUCCCUGGAUGGGAGACCAGAUGCUGUUGGAAGUGGUGUUGGAGGUCCAGUAGGGGGCACUUUUGCCUCUGGUCUAAGGAGAUACCCAGGAAGUGAAGGGGACAUUGCCAAGGGUAGGGUGCUGUCUUUUGGAUGGGAUGUUAAACGGAUGUCCUGACUCUUUGUGGUCAUUAAAAAGCCCAUUACUUAUAAGAGUAAGGGUGUUAACCCUGAUGCCAUUCCCAUCAUGACCACCUAAUCACCCUCCCCCUCAUUCUAAUUGGCAUAUAUCACUUAGCUGAUGUGUGGUGAGUGUUCUGGCACAAAAAUGGUUGCCGUGCAUCACCCAGGUGGGUGUUACACAUUGGAGGUGAGUUUCCCUCUACAAUGUAAAGCCAUUGGAGUACCUCAGUUGGUAGAAAAGUGAUAUAUAAAUCCAAUAAAGGAUUAUUAGCUUCUGACACGACAAUACAUUUGCUUUUGUCCUUUCCAGCAAUGUACUCCAAAUAAUCCCAUACAUGGCUUUGUGUUUUGCAACCAACCACUGCUGGUGUUGUGUUUGUGUAAUGCUCCGGGUGUCGUGGGUGUGGAAUCAAACGCAGGAGACAGAGAGUGCAAUGCUGUGCUCUUUAAUGCCCCAACGCACCACAGGGUGCUCACAAUAAUAACGACCCCAAACACGGGGAAUGAAAAAUGUACAACUGAAAAUGCACGACCAGGAACAAACACGUUCCUCUACUACAGAGCCGAAGGUUACAAUAAUUAAUCCCGCACAACAAACAGGCGGGCCGGCUGUCUAAAGAAGCCCAACUAAUCAUCACAAACAGGUGCUACCAAUAAACAUACAAGGAGGGGGAGGAAAGACAAUCAGUGGCAGCUAAUAGGACGGUGACGACGACCGCCGAGCGCCACCCGACCGGGAAGGGAAGCCACCCUCGGUCGGACUCGUGACAGUUUGCUGCUGCCAUUGUUCUCGCUCAUGCUUCCUGCUCGCCCUCGGAUUUCUUCCGUUAGCUGGCGAUGCAGCGAUGCACCAGCUAGGCCUAUUUGAAACAUCGCCAUCUACUGGCAGCAUUUACCCUCCAGAUUCAGAAGUUCCAAAACCCCAUUAGAGAAAAAAGCUUCAAAACAUUAGAUUUUUGUCCAAAGUUUAGAAGGAAAAAAACUGAACAUAAUUCAUGAUGGUUUUAAUUAUAUUUUAGUUUGUUUUGCAGUCAAAGAUAAUAGUUUCAAUAUAGUUUUCGUUUUUCAGUUUACUCAAUUGUUUUUCCAAUUUUUGUUUUUAAUUCAUUUUCAUUUCAAUUUUCAUUUACUAUUAUAACCUUGGUGUGUGCAACACAGUAAUGGAGAGAGGAGUGGGGAAAAUGUCUGUCUGAAUAAAGGCUAUCUGGACCUAC
This is a messenger RNA of Oncorhynchus masou masou (cherry salmon), 6401 nucleotides long. Its product is annotated as cadherin-17-like. Lineage: Eukaryota; Metazoa; Chordata; Actinopteri; Salmoniformes; Salmonidae. The record is from RefSeq and is a predicted model, not a curated record. Gene Ontology annotation, biological process: cell-cell junction assembly; cell-cell adhesion mediated by cadherin; multicellular organism development. Gene Ontology annotation, cellular component: plasma membrane; catenin complex; adherens junction. Gene Ontology annotation, molecular function: cadherin binding; calcium ion binding. The transcript has 19 exons. Bases 115 to 2712 code for a protein of 865 amino acids.